Molecule: messenger RNA, 645 nt
Organism: Symbiodinium sp. CCMP2592
Lineage: Eukaryota; Dinophyceae; Suessiales; Symbiodiniaceae
Source: the annotation of a GenBank genome assembly
AUGGAAACAGGGGCUGCGCAUGUCCAGCUGGAGUGUCGACUGUGUUUGGCCACAGAGAGAGAUGGGCCAGAGGGCUUGGAAGCCCGGCUAUGCUUCCCCUGCAACUGCCGAGCACCCGUCCACCACGGAUGCUUAAUGCAGUGGCAAAGGGCUCAAGAGGAGCAGUUUGCGGAGCGACACACUUUCGACGAAGUUCAAGCUCGCUUAAACACCUGCGAGGUUUGUGGAGCCAGGCUACUGCUGGAAGAGACCCCCUCUCGGUCACAACCGCAGCUUGGUUCGGCGGUCUGCCGAGCGCAGGGGGGCACGCAGAAAGUCGCGCUCCGCCGAGUGCCAACGCUGUCUCGGGCAACACGAAAUUUCUCCGAGUUCUCUGCCUCAGAUGGGCAGCAGCUUGAGGUUCUCGAGCAGGACGUUACCGGGGAGUUUUUUCGUGUACGUGCGCUUGGGGCGAAGCGCUAUCGAGGAGAAGGUGUCACGGCAGUGGCGGAGGGCUGGAUUCGACAUGUCUACUUGGAUUGGCAGUCUGGAGUCUCACUGCCGCCGCCGCGGAUGCCACCUGCAUUCCUCGCUGAAGGUACGGAUCGCUUAGGAGCGGAUGCUGCAACUGCUCAGGACAGUGUUUCGCAACAGGACGAGACAUGA